UACAUACCCGUUUUUUUUUCUAUCAAACAAUAAAAAAUAAAAUAAAAGAAAAAAAAGAAGAAGAUCUGUCUUUCUUCUCCUCGGCUUCUUAACUGUGGAAUGGAAUGAGAAGGUUGCUGCGCCUUCUCCUCCACCGCCACCAUGCCGGCAACGCCUCCCUCCUCCGAUCUGAUCCUCCACCGACUCACCUCCUCCGACUGCGAAAUCAAGCUCAAAGCCAUUCGUGAGGUCAAGAACCAGAUCAUCGGCAACCGCACCAAGAAGCUCUCCUACAUCAAGCUCGGCGCCGUCCCCGCCCUCGCCGCCGCUCUAGCCCAAGCUGACGCCGAUUCCGCCUCCGGCUCCACCCUCAUCGUCCAGUCCGCCGCCGCACUCGGCAGCUUUGCAUGCGGCGUCGACGCCGGUGUCCGCGCCGUCCUCGACGCCGGAGCUUUCCCUCAUUUAAUCAGACUCCUCUCUGCCGCUGACGACAAGGUUGUGGAUGCUGCUGCACGCUCUUUACGAAUGAUUUAUCAAUCAAAUCUAGCUCCAAAGUAUGACUUUUUUAAAGAACAAGACAUGCAAUUUCUUCUUUCACUAUUAAAAAGUGGGAAUGAAAAUCUUACUGGACUAGGUGCAAGCAUUGUUAUUCAUUCUUGUGAGAAAAGAGAUGAACAAAAUAUGUUAUGCUGUGCUGGUGCUUUAGAAACACUUAUUAGCCUUCUUGAUGGUUCUCUAAGCCAACGAGAUUCUAGUUUAGAGUCUCUUGCUGCAAUUCUUAAAAACAAUCCAGAAGUUGUCUAUAAAUUUGUGGACCUUCAAAAUGGAAGAGUUUUGAGUUCGGUAAUUGAAUUAACCAAGGAUAGAUAUUCUCGGACUAGGUUAUUAGCCUGCUUGUGCCUGAUUUGUGUAAAGAAUUCAUCUUCUUGCUAUCUGCAAGACAUAGGAAUCAAAGCCAAAUUGAUACAUAUUUUACUUGAGCUCCUUGAUGAAUCUGGUCAAGUUGGAGACAAUGCUUCCUUUGCCUUUUCAAGUUUAGUUGCAGAAAAAGAAGAUUUGCAGAAGUUAGCAUUUGAGGCAAAUGCUAUUGAUAAGUUCAACAGUCACUUGCAAAAUUGUGCUUUACAUCCCAAACGUCUUGAAGGGAUAUUUCUAGCCUUAGCUGAUCUUUGCUCAAAAUUGGAGUGCUGCAGGUCUAAGUUUCUUUCAUUGCAGGUCUUGAAUAUAUUAGUUGAUUCCCUAACCCAUGAUGAUGCCAAUGUGCGCACUGCAGCUUGCAUUUGCUUAAAAAGUGUCUCUCGCUCCAUCAAGAAUUUGAGUGCAGGUUAUUUCAUGAAUGAAAGGAUUAUUGCUCCUUUGGUUCGGCUUCUAUCUGAUCUUUCUACUUCUGUCCAAGUUGCUGCCCUUGGUGCUAUUGGCAACAUAGUGAUCGACUUUACACCACAGAAGUCAACAUUCAUGGAAUGUGGAGGUGUUAAGGAGCUUAUCCAAUUGACAAAGUCUAUGGAUUCAUCUUUACGGUUAAAUGCUGUAUUGGCCUUGAGGAACAUGGUAUUUCUUGCGGACAAAAUGUGUAAGGAAGGAAUUUUUAAGGAGUUGACAGUGUCUUCUGUAGCUAGCCUUAUCUGCGAUCCCGAGCCUUCUGUUCAAGAACAAGCUCUGGCCCUUGUGUGCAAUUUUGUUGAUGGAUGUAUAGAUUGUGUUGAAUAUGCUUUUGCUGAAGAUGGGAUCAUACUGGAUGCUGUUGCAAGGCAAUUGAAAAAAUCUUCAAAAAUUGAAAUUGGGAUACAGGGGAUGUACUUACUCAGCAAUAUUGCGAGUGGAAAUGAGUCUCAUAGAGAAGCUAUCAUGCAGCUACUCUUUUCAAAAGCAGAAAAUGCGUCUCACUCUUUCUUCUACCAGUUUCUGCAGAGCAAUGACAGUUGUUUACGCACAUCUGCUGUUUGGGUCAUAGUAAAUCUAACUUUUCCUGCAAGUCCUGGGGUAUUUGGUAGGGUUGUAAAACUGCGUAAUGUAGGCAUUGUUUCUCAAAUCAAGAAGAUGGUCAACGAUCCUUGCAUGGAUGUUAAGCUUCGUGCAAGACAAGCACUUGGGCAGAUUAUUACUUUUGGUGAUAGGUAAUUGUAAUCAGUUACUCCAUUCAAAGCCCCUGGGCUGCAGGCAAAGAGAAAUCUUGAUAGAAUUUAUUUUCUCCCAGUUCCCACCUUAUUAUAUGUAAAGGUGUAUCGGCCUUGUGCUUCAGCAUCAAGUAUGGUAUGCUUCAGUGGAUGUAUUUCAAUGUCUUCCUAGCUGUCUUUCCUAGAAGUUCAUUUCUAUUCUAUUUAUGCAGGCCACUGGCAAACUUUAUUAAAUAUGGUAUUGAAAAUUGGAAUUGUUGACUGUUAUUUAGUUGUUAAUACCUGCGUAACCUUAAUUGGUUUACAUGAUAUAAAGUUGGUUGUAGUUCAAUAUUCCAAUAUAGCCACUUCAUAAAGAUGAUAAUUUUAUUUCUUUAAUCUUUGAGAUUUGUUCAUAUUUAUUUAGGCUCAACUGCGAAGUAGUCUUUUAGUUGGGGAUCAAGAUUUAGUUUUUCCUCAUUGUUUUUCAUAUGUGCCCGCCCCUUUUUUUAGCUUUAUUUUUUGUUCUGGUACUAGUUUAUCAAUAACAUGUUUCCCUUGAAGUUUUUUAACAAUAUGUAUCAUGUUCUACCGUGUCAAAUUGAUACAUGAUUUUUUCCAUGUUUCCCUUUGCAGGUGUAUAAAAUUACUUGUAUUUUUUUGAACCAGUCAGAGCAGUGACAAGGUUUUCCAAUUUUGUAAGCACUCCUGACUAGGUUACCCCGAAGUCUCUCUCUUUUGCUCACAUUUGUAUCACCUUUUGUAAGUCGGAAGAUCGAAGUAGUUUACUGGCUUUAGUAUUGUACUAUGAGUAGUAAAUGUCAAUUUUAGAACUUAGUUUCAAUUUUAUUCUGAUGCUGAAAUAUUGACAAAUGGUUGAGUUCUAUGUGUAAGCAACAUGUCAAGGGGUAAUGAUUGAUGUGUAUUAUUGUAUGUCUUGUAAAAUUUCUUUUCUAGGUCAUAAAUUGGUUAAUUUCUUGUCGAAAAAUCUAAUUAGGGACGAAAAUCGGCCAAUUUUUUUAGA
Molecule: messenger RNA, 3099 nt
Organism: Glycine soja
Lineage: Eukaryota; Viridiplantae; Streptophyta; Magnoliopsida; Fabales; Fabaceae
Product: armadillo repeat-containing protein 8-like
Exons: 8
Coding region: 142-2100 (652 amino acids)
Biological process (GO): proteasome-mediated ubiquitin-dependent protein catabolic process; calcium ion transmembrane transport
Cellular component (GO): GID complex; membrane
Molecular function (GO): calcium channel activity; protein binding
Source: RefSeq, a predicted model, not a curated record